Messenger RNA from Salvelinus sp. IW2-2015, 361 nucleotides. RefSeq names its product UMP-CMP kinase-like. Gene Ontology annotation, cellular component: nucleus; cytoplasm. The record is from RefSeq and is a predicted model, not a curated record. Bases 1 to 348 code for a protein of 115 amino acids. The transcript is spliced from 3 exons. NCBI's taxonomy places the organism in Eukaryota, Metazoa, Chordata, Actinopteri, Salmoniformes, Salmonidae. Gene Ontology annotation, biological process: UDP biosynthetic process; CDP biosynthetic process. Gene Ontology annotation, molecular function: UMP kinase activity; ATP binding.
AUGCGAAGAUCUUCCCUUGUUCAAGUAUUCCAGGCUUAUGGCUGCACUCACCUGUCUGCAGGCGACCUCUUGCGGGCCGAGAGGGGUCAGGAGGGCAUUGAAUAUGGACAGCUGAUCGGAAGCUACAUCAAGGAUGGCAAGAUUGUUCCUGUGGAGAUCACAAUCAACUUACUGAGGAAGGCGAUGGAGGAAACGAUGCAGCUGGACCAGUCAAAGUUCCGCUUCCUAAUUGAUGGCUUUCUGCGUAACCAAGACAACUUCCAGGGCUGGACCUGUGUCAUGGAGGGGAAGGCUGACGUCCAAUUUGUCCUCUUCUUUGAUUACAGCAAUCAGGUGGGAGGCAACUAACUACAUCUCCUGG